Elaeis guineensis (African oil palm) is the source of this 913-nucleotide messenger RNA. Lineage: Eukaryota; Viridiplantae; Streptophyta; Magnoliopsida; Arecales; Arecaceae. The record is from RefSeq and is a predicted model, not a curated record.
GCUGAACAAAAGGCACGUGAGGAAAGUGAAAGGUUAAGGCAACAAGAGCGAGAACAAAUUGCAGAGAAACGCAGGCGUGAUCUGACACUUAGAGCUCGUGUCGCUGCUAAGGCAGAAGAAAAGAAGUUGGAGCUGCUUUUUCUUCUCUGGGCUGAGCAUCAUAAGAAGCUGUCCAAUUUUGUAAGGACUGAGGCAGAACCCCCAAUAUAUUACAUGCCGGCCAAACCAUUGGUUGAUGAUCCUGCUAUUGUUGAACAGCACAAACAACAGGUUUUUCUUGAAUGGAAAUCAGCACGAAGAGCUGAGUUGUCAGAAUACCAAAAGCAAAUCGAGGAGCAGCAUAUUUCAAAUGUCGAGAAGGAGCUGGAAAGGUGGCAGAAUGCUCGGAAUGCAAGGAGAGCAAACAAUCUGGUGACUUUGCAGGAGACAAUGGACAAGGAGCUAGAGACACACAAGCUGGAACAUGGCCCCAAGACACGGAGGAUUCCAGGUGGCAAUGACGAUGAAGAGGAUGUGGAGGACAUAGCCGCUGAGGAUGAGCUAAUGGAUGAAGUCCUUGAAGUCCAUGAAAGGAUUGAUGGUGAUACAGCCAAGCUGUCUGAAACUGGUAAUACCAGUCCAAACCCUGUUGAGAUGCAGUAGGAGGGUGUAGCAACUAGGUCACACAUUUAAGGUAUUCUGUAUUUCAGUAAAAUUUAUAUUCUGUGUUUGCAUUGUGUUGACUCGUGUUUGGAGGUUGUAUUUGCUUUUUCUUUUUUGGCUUUUGAGUUUAAAAUAUUACCAGCAUCAAGUCUUACAUUGAGAUGUUAGACCCCUGCAUCUGUUGUUUUCAUAUGAGGGUCUUGAUUUGGAACUAAGUGUCACAUUGUAGUUAUUCUAUACUCAAGUAAUAUGACAUCUUGUUUGCAUUGUA